This is a messenger RNA of Magnolia sinica, 3611 nucleotides long. RefSeq lists its product as uncharacterized. Lineage: Eukaryota; Viridiplantae; Streptophyta; Magnoliopsida; Magnoliales; Magnoliaceae. The coding region runs from base 564 to 3278 and encodes 904 amino acids. The transcript has 7 exons. The record is from RefSeq and is a predicted model, not a curated record.
UUUCUGUUCGUUAUAGAGCAGAGGAGAAAAACAUAAAAAAGAACUAAAAAUAAAAAAUAAAAAAAAAAUACACAGAGAAGAUUUGCUUUUGCUGUCAGCGAUGGAUUCUCCUUCAAAAAGCCUCUCUCUCUUUCCAUUUCCAGGUAUUCAUAUCCAAAAUACCUGCUUUAAAUUCCUCUCAUUUCCGACCCUCCGCAAUCAGACGACGAUCUUCUCUCAUCCCGGAAUCCGAUUCUCGCUCGCUUUUGACUUAGACGAGAAGUUCUGGACAAUGCACGCCAACUGUUCGACGAAAUGCGUCGAUGUGUGACCUGCAGGCCACAAAUGGGUCCAUGAUAUGAUCAGCCAUGAUUAAUGUAAGAUGCACACCGUUUGUAUUGCAAUGAGCCAUCCCUAUCGGAUGGAUGGUGUGCAAUUGUACGCUUUCAUAGGUUUGUAGCUGCUAUCUAGGGUCAUAUGCUAGGUGUUUGACUGUUUCUAUAUUGAUGACAAAUGAUCUUCUUAGACUUCCAUGGGAUGAAAUGUAAGACCCACACUUCUUUCAGGAAGAUCUGUCUAGCUAAAUGGGAAGUAUAUUACAUCUCUUUGAAUCCAAUCAGGCUACUACGUCACAGAAACUGCUUGCACAUAAGAGACGUUCUGAUGGCUUGGAAGCUCCUCGAAAUAGCUUGGAACUGCCUAUAGAAACAUCGAGCUAUCAUGCCAUGUGCGAUAACAUACCGUAUUCAUAUCAAGUGAAGCAGAAUACCUCCAAAAGGAAUAUUUAUCCGAAUGGAACCCCUGUGAAGAAGCUGAUCGAUGAAGAAAUAUCCAAACCAAAAAAGAACAGACGCAAUGUACCAAGCGUCAUCGCCCAUCUGAUGGGGAUGGAUAUGUUACCAAUAGAGAAAAUACCCACAAUCCAAGCGGCCGAAAGAAGGAAGGAAGAUGCCAAGAAUGGUGUACUGAGUAAAGAAAAGGCUGGUAAUGGUUCAACUCACUCUAGCCCACUCCGCCCAAAACCUGCCAAGCAAACAAAGAAAUAUUUACUUCCUCACAUUAACAAACGGGAUCCUGAAUGUCUAAAGUUGUCUAAACAACAGCCUCGGGAACAUCCACAAGAGGAGCAACUACAGAAAUUCAAGAAAGAGUUUGAAGCAUGGCAAGCAUCCAAGGUUUGGCAACGUUCUAGGAGUGCCGGAAUGGACGGGAAUCUAAGACAAUGGGAAGAUUACCAAACCCUUGCACAGGAAAAUCUUAACAUGGAAAAGAUGGCACGUUAUGCUAAUUCUGUGAGAAAUUCAGCACAGAAUUUACAUGGAGAACUCGAGGAUUAUAAUCUGCCAUUUGCAAUGGAAACAAGCACCCAACAAAUGGGUGGUUUACGGCAUUAUGGACAUAGGAGUAAGCCAUUCCAAUUCAAUGAAAAGGAAGCUUUGAUGUUAAAUAGCAGAACCAAAACUUGUGACUUUAAGCAGUUCCCCCAAAUGCAUUGUGAUGAUAAAUGCGGCAGACCUUCUGUACCCACGAGGAUAGUGGUCUUGAAGCCUGGCCUUGAAAGAAGCUCUGACACAGAAGAGUCUUGGCCUGGCUUAUCAGAGAUAGUAGAAGAGGAAGUUAGUAUUGAAGAUUUUCUUGAGGAGGUUAAGGAAAGACUCAGGUUAGAAAUACAAGGGAACACUAGAAAACAUAAUACCGUGAGAGGGGGUGAAUUUGAGAUUCCUUUUAGUGAAAAGCCCACAGGCCCAAAAGAAAUCGCUCAACAUAUAGCAAAACAUGUCAGAGAAAGUGUUACCAAGGACCUUGCAACAAAUUUGCCACGAUCGGAAUCAACCCGAUCGUUCAUAAAUUCAGUUCAGUCCAACGAACUGGGUUACCCCGAAUUCAUCAACAGAGAUACAAGGACAUUGUUGUCAGAGAGGCUGAGGAAUAUCCUAAGAAAUGAAACAGACGCAGGCAUUAACACAGUCAUCAAUGGCAACUCAAUACCUUUUAUGUUAGACAGAGAACAGGGCAGUGUACGGCCAAUGGAAGAUGUUUCAAAGAAUCGGAAAAAGGUGAGCCAGUGGGAAUACAUGAAAGACGAGCAUGGAACAAAGGUCAGAUCUUCCAGACAUGACCAGAAGAAAGAUGCAUCUUUUGAUACUGGAGAAAUAUCACCAAGGAACCUUACCAGAUCUUUGUCAGCUCCAGUAUCAGGAACAGCUUUUGGGAGGCUUCUUUUAGGGGAGCCGCAUGUCUUAUCAGGUGCUCACAUCAGAAGGAAGCAUGAAGCCACCGAAAAUGUUUCAGUGGAAGUGAGGAAAAACAAAAAAGAGACGUCUAGUUUCAGAGGGAAAGUUUCAAAUUUGCGACAUGGUUUUAGUCUCAGAUGUAGAUUUUUUGGCAAGAAGAUCCAAUCAGUGGAAGAAACAGGUGUGAGAGUAUCCGAAUCUAUGAAGUCUUCCUCUUCCAUGAAUGUGCCAACAGUUGUGAUGAAUUUGGGCUGUGCGCAGGAGAACUCGACUGAGGUGCCACCAAGCCCUGCAUCAGUGUGCAGCAGCCCUCAGGAGCAUUUCUUUAGGCCAGGCGGCCAUCCAAGUCCAGCCUCCCCGUUGGAUAUACCUUUUAUUGAAGAUCAUCCUGUUCCACAGGUUUUCAAAGAGAUCAGCUCUAACCUUCUUGAGCUCAGGAGGCAGUUGAACCGACUACUACAGUGUGAUGGCCCUGAAGAAGCGCCAGUCAAAGACGAUCUGUUGGAGCCUGAAGAGGACAAUUCAGAAGGAGAAGCACAUGUUUACAUCAGAGAUGUCCUUGUCGUUGCUGGUUUGUAUGAUGGGUCUUCUCCACUAACAAAUCCAAUCAACAGCCGUGUAUUUGAGGAAGUCGAAGAAGCUUCCAGAAGAUGUGCCAAGGAGGGUGAAGAAGCCAUCACGGAUGCCAGUGAGAGCAAUGUAGGUCACAAAUUGUUGUUUGAUCUAUUGAAUGAGUCGCUAUCAAUUAUAUCAAGACCCAUAACUAGGUCUAGAUUCAUGAGAGGAGUUUUGGGUCACCCCACAGCAGUGCCACGUAGGAAGAAAUUGCUCGACGAUGUAUGGAAGAUGGUCCGCAUCUAUGUGCAUCCUCCAUCUGAUAGCUGUCAUUCAAUUGAUAGCAUGGUGGCAUUCGAUCUAGCCACGACCCAUUGGUCAUCUAUGAUGAAUGAUGAAAUCGAUGUGAUAGGCAGUGAGUUGGAGAGGAUGAUUGCAAGGGAGUUGAUUGAGGAAACAAUGUGGGAUUUGUGUCACUCAUGGUGUGUGGAUUACUGUAGUUAUUUGUAGGGGAGCUUGUAAUUUGUCAGGGUUUAAAGGCAUGCUGCCGUGGAUGUAUGUGGAUACCUGGAAGUGAUGUACAUUUCAGGGUUGGGAUUGCCACAUUUGAUGUGGCUGUUGGGUGUUCGCAGUGGAAGACGUCACAUGUAUGGGAAAUACAAUGUACAAUAAGAUUACCACCGUCAUGUUGGAUUUGUACACAUGGAUAUCUGUUUUGGGGGGAGCAUGGAUUUAUUCGGGUACACAUGUUAUUUUAUGAUGUUGGAUUUGCAACUUUAUUGGGUUGUUAAGUCCUGAGAUUGAACAGGGAUGAUGAUUAACAAUAAAUCUUUUACCAUAAAA